Messenger RNA from Drosophila erecta, 4355 nucleotides. RefSeq lists its product as uncharacterized. The record is from RefSeq and is a predicted model, not a curated record. The coding region runs from base 177 to 4334 and encodes 1385 amino acids. The transcript is spliced from 8 exons. Lineage: Eukaryota; Metazoa; Arthropoda; Insecta; Diptera; Drosophilidae.
CAAGCACUCUGGCAACACCGCACCUAGGCGUGCCUUCAGAGGUUUCUGGCAACGCCACUUGAAUGGCGUCGCGUCUUUUUUGUAGUUCAAAAUUUUGUAAAAUCUUAGCGAAGUAAAUUAAUUCUAAUUUAGUAGUGUAGCGGUUAGAAUCUUUUAGUCAAGUUUUUACUGCAAAUAUGUCGAAGCACCAGAACAACGACACUCUCGAGCUGGACGACAUACUCAGCCAGCCGGUGAAGGACAAGGAGCGCUUUGCCGCCUUUAUGAUGCGCAAGCUUGCCGAGAAUAAGCCGGCCCAGAAUGACAACCUCUUUGGAAACUUCAAACUUGACUUUGACCUUAAUUUCGAUGUUCCACUGAUCAAGAAGUCUCAGCCCAAGACUCAGUCCAAUGUACCAGAAAUAAAGCCCCUGGGGGAAUUGGGCAGUGCACCUAAUACCGCCACCGAGAAAUUCAAUGAGCCGCCUGUGGACCAGGCAUCCAAUGAGAAUGUCCCUCCGCUUCGCUCGCCCACUUUUUCGCCAAAUCAUCGACGUUCCUUGCGCCGCAGUGGAAAUGUACCGGGAUCUGAUCAACUACGCCGACAUGCCAUACGCCGGCGGUCCAGAAGCUGUGGACGCCAACUGCUUCCAGAGUUCGAGGAUGCCGUAAACUUGACCCGCAACAUGUCAAGUCCUGUAAACUUCUUGCCAGAAAUAAGCAGCACACCUUGCACAGAGAAACCAAAAGAGGAAGUUAAUAAAAAAAUUAAAAAUAAAGCAAAAGAAGAAACUGACAAACCAGCGGAGAAUCCAAAGGAACUAUCAGAAGAACGAGAGCCGGAAAAUCCGCUGCAGACAACGGUGAAGUCACCUGCCAGGAACCCCGUUCUUGUUGCUGAAAUUGAACAAAUCUGCAGAGAGCGACAGAGUUCCUUUAAGAAGAAUGUACUGCAGCUUGAAUAUUCUGGACGGGCACCGAACUCGAGUCCCACUUCUCCGUCAACACCAUCCGUUGCGGGCCUACGACGUACCUACACAAUGGAAAAGGGCCCUGCUCCAGGCCAGCUGCUUCUUUCGCCAUCACAUCCCUCUACACCCAGCAAACUAAAGAUAAUGCGGUUUAAUAAGGAGAUAGUGGUUCCGGAAACGCCACAGCUGCAAAGCCAUGAGCCUGCCUGGCAAUCACAGCCAGAACCGGAACUCGUAGUGCCGGAAACCCAGCCGCAGGAUCUGGGAGAGUUGGUGCAGACCCUAUCGCAGAACGCCAGCAGCCCAAUUGUGGUGAUAAACACAUCCAAUUCGAAUCGUAGUGUAAGGAGAGACUCUAUACCGAUGAAAUCUGUUCCGACAGCGCCAGUUACGGCGUCAUCUUCAUCACCGAUUGCGUCUUCUCCUAGGCAACCAGCCGCUGCCUCUACCCAGAAAUCCAUUGCACAACCUCCGCAGGUCGUAGAAAAUAUGCAUGCCAUAAUGACAGACGACGAAAGCGACGAACACCCCAGCACACUGCCAUUAAAUCUAGCUCCUUCGGGUGGGAACACAACCCGCCAGCGGCGCUUGCGCAGUAACAAUCGGACUCGAGCUACUAUCGAGUCACAGGAGAGUUCUAUGCGCUUGCUUAACCUUCAUCGGUCGGUAAAUGCCAAAAAGUCUAAGGCGCGAAAGACUGCUAUACCGCUGAAUAAGGCCCCAAGUGAACCUAUUAAUGGCGAGCAGUUCGCCAACGAGCUGGCCCGCAUGAGCAACUACGAGAUUUUGGAUUUGCGCAAGCGCAACUCGUUGAACGAGAUAUAUCCUUUAAAUGGGCACAGGGACCGUCGUUCAGAGAAGCUGAUUCUAGACGAAGAGAUUAAGAGGGAGCUUCUUCGUAGAAAUCUGAUGGAUGAGGCCGAAGGGUUGCCAAAACAUCGGUCCUCUGAUGAUUCAGAUGAGGAGUAUUUACCACUCCCGCAAAAAACACGAAAUAAAUGCAGUGAUCGAUCGCAGGGACGAAGACGACCACGAAGUAGUCGACGUGAACCUCCAAUGACAACCGAACUGAUAAACUAUUUGGGCCUCUCCCAGACUUUAAAAACUCGACUCAGAUCAUCAGAGGGCGGAAAGCGUAGUCUUUACACAAAGGGGGACUCGGAUGAUUCAUUAUCGACGGUAAAACUAGCAAGACUAAGCAAGGGCAUCCAAAUUGUUCCGCCACCUCCUGCUUAUCUGCGCUAUUCGCAAUCUUUGGAUAAUCUGCGUUGCUCCGGAAAACUUGAUUUCGAUAACGUUGUGAUGGCAGCCCCACCAGAUUUCCAUGAUAGUCUAAGUACUGACACCAUCGAAAUUGCUCCUCCGCCACCAGAGCACGUUGUAAAUACACGGGACAGAAGCACAAAUGGCAAUAACAAUUACCUUCUUUCACCUCCACCGGAGUACGAAGGGGGCAAGGAACACGAUGAGCGACCCAGCAGGUCGCGUUGCAGAGCCAAACAACUUCAACAAUCCACUCCGAAUAGACGAAAGGCGAUGGAGAACGAACUGGUACCACCUCCUAUCGAAUAUGUUGAAGAAGAGGAGCGAAAUGAUGAGCGACCAAGGACGUCAAAGAAAAAUAGCAAUCCUGGUGACGCAGUGAAACAUUGUGAGUCCCCAGAGCAUGACGACCCUGAGCAACCAAGCAUAAUGAGUCGAAAAAAAUUGAAACACUCCAAAAAGAGUGCACAAAAGUUCAAUAAUGAAAAAAGUAUUGCAACUUCGGGCGAAAAUAACGAAGAUUAUGACAGCGUUAAGGAACCUAUUUACAAUGAAGCAUGCGGAAAAGGGUCGAAUAAAAAUAAAUCUCAAAAUAAAAAUGAUACUAAAAGAAAGAUCGAUAAGGAUGCAAUGGCAUCACAUACAUUUGAAUGUAUUGAAGAAAACUAUACAGAUUUAGAGUUGUCAUCCAACAAACAGAACCGUAAUCACCAGAACGCAUCAAAAAGCAAAGGAAAUGAUCAGUUAACCGAUCGUUCAUCCAAGUCCCAGGACCUCUCGAAUUUCAGCCAGAGUGCAGUUGAGAAAGAAAAAUCCGUACCUAAAAGCAAUCAAAGGGAAGAAAUUUUUGAGAAAUCAGAUGUUAUGGAAUCCCUUCGUGUAAACACACCCACACCGCCGAUUAAUACAACGUCAGGUGAUGUUUCCAGCAAAAAUUCAUCAUACCUUUUGUCCGACGAUGUAGCUAGCACAAGUAGAUCGGCGUUGGAGGUUUUGCAGCGUAGCCAAAGCAGGCCAAAGAGUCGGUCCAAGGAUGCACCAAGCACAGAUGUAGUGUUCAAGAAACCAUUGGCCCCAGCACCACGAGCGAAAUCGAAAAAUUUUAAGUCUGAGGUAGAAAAACUAAGGCUGUCCAAAAUUCCGGUGGAAUCAGAGGAACUAAAUACAACUGGUAUUCGGCGAUCGAAGCGAGGUCAAGUUCCACUCCAGAUGAGUUGGUGUCACUCCAUGGAUCCUAGCAAGUUUGACUUUAUGCGUGGCUUCACAAAGCCUCCUAACAAAAUAACAAAGACGAAAAAAGAAAAUCUGAGUAAGACUAAGAAAGCUAGUGCCAAAAAGCCAAUGUCUACUGUUCAAAAGAACUUGCCAAACGACAGGGGACCCCUGUGCAGCAGUACCCCACGAAUUUCUGAAAAGCUGGCUGAGGGAACACCUUAUUCAGAAUCCCUUGGCCUAAGUAUCUUGCCGUGGGAAGAAACUGCACUUGCAGCAGAGACUGAGAAGGUGCCCAAGAAAAGGGGACGACCACAGAAGGGAGUUGGAGUUGUACAAACUGAUACGGAGCCGGAGCCUGAUCCUGAACCACAGCCAAUGGUAUCUUCGGUUGCUCCACUUCCAAGUGAUCAGAAAGAGCCCGACGUUUCUUGCGAGCAGGCGCCCUGUGCGGGUGCUGAACCAGAACCUGUGGUAUUUUCAACUCCUCUGAGGGACGAGCAGGAGGCAGCCUCGACUCAACUGAUGCAUUGGCUGCGAGGCGUCGGCGAUGCACCACCCAGUGCAAGUAUGUUGGAUAAAAACGAAACAGUCUCUCUUGCAAACGAAUUGAUCUUCUGCCAGGUAGAUGGCAUUGACUACGCUUUCUACAAUACAAAGGAGAAAGCAAUGCUGGGUUAUAUGCGCUUCAAACCCCACCAGAAGCGUAACAUGAAACGAGCCAGAGUCCAUUCUCUUAAACUCCUUGUCCAAUAUGGCGAAUUUAAUGUGCACACCAUAGUCCGCGACGAUGAAGAACUCAAUGCGGUUCUACGUGUUGGUGACAUGAUCGAGAUAGAUACGGGCACUAGGUAUAGUAUUCAAAACGCGAUAGAUAAAGUCAGUGUGCUGAUGUGUAUACGCACUUAAUAAUUGAUUUUUAAUUUCUAU